GUCUGGUAUGGAUCUGAUGGACCCAGGCAACAGUCUGCUUCUACAUGAACUGUCCCUCCAGCAGGUGGGCUUGUGGGGUAGAGGGGAUAUAGCCAUAUCACAUAGGGAAGUAGGGGUUCAUGGGGUUCUGGGGGAGCUGCCAGACAUGCUAAUAGACAGACUGACAGAUCGGAGGGGGAGGGAGGAGGGGUCCAGACUCUACCUGCUGUCAGAAAGAGUCUGUCUGAUUUUGUGAAUUUGGUACGUUAUAGUAUUGGUGGGGAGCUUUGAGUAUAGACUGAUGCAUACACACACACACACACACACACACACACACACACACACACACACACACAGUCAGUAGCAGUAGUCCUGCAGUGCUAAUUGCUGAUGUAGCUUUAAGAGUUUCCUAUGAUCUCCUCUCUUUCUCUCAACAGUAUUAUUAUAACUUUUAUCAUCUUGUUAAUUUAAAUAUACAUGAUUUUAUUAUUUAUUGAAUUCCUUUCUUUUUAUGCAUACAACAAUCGUUUAAUACAUGUACAAUCUAUUUUACCAAAUGAGAGCGCAAAAUGAGAGGAUGACUAGCUGUUGAAUGUCCAGUAUAUCUAAUAUUUCUCUCUUUCCCCCUAACUUCUUCUCCCUCUCGCCCCCUCUCCUUCUCCGUUUCUCCCUCCAUCAGGCAUACUUCCGUCAGGGUGUGGCCCUGCAGUACCUUGGUCGCCAUGCCGACGCCCUGGCAGCGUUUGCCUCUGGUUUAGCGCAGGACCCCAAAAGUCUCCAACUACUGGUGGGCAUGGUUGAGGCUGCCAUGAAGUCCCCACUACGAGGUGCAGUGUGUGUCUUUGCAUGUUUGUGUUUAUGCGUGAGUGUGUAUGUGGAUGUGUGUGCGUGUUUUACUCAGGGUCAUAACACAAUAUCUGUGCUUUCAGCUAAGAUAUAGUGUAAUUCAAAGCUGCUUCUUGUGACAUCAUCCACCCUGAAUCAAACAGUUUCACUUAUAUUAGUGAGAGAAAUACAGAAACACACAGCAGGAGUGUUUAAGAAACUGAAUAAGAUGCGAGGAGGUUCCAUCAGACUGAAUCAUCAUUCUUUUGGUUGUCAUAAUCCCUUCAUUUACCCACAAUCCAUAAUUUCUUUAUAUACCCAGUACCUCCAGGAUAACACGUGGGAUGUUAAAGCCCCCAAGAGAAAAGACAGAAGGAGAGAUGGCAGAAAGAAAAGAGAAAGAUAGAUAGGUGAAUGAGGGAGGAAGAGAAAGUAGGAUAAAAGUGGAUUCAAAAAUAUAUAUUGUUACAAUAAACAAAAACAUACAUAGACAAAAACAAUAGACAACUUAACAUUUACAUGCAUUUCCACAAACAUUAAUGACAUCACACUUGCUCAGACCCACAUGUUCCCACCAUAUAUAUCCACACCCAAUGUUGUUUCUAAUGCUUGUAAGACUACCUCAUAUGACUUCAAAUUGUGUUAUGUUGUUUCUGUCUGUAGCCAGAUUUUUUUCAAGUAUUUGAUUCUUCCAUUCUCUUAACGUUGGGGUAUCAUUUUACUUCCAAUAUUUAAGUAAUAGCUUCUUCAAUAUAAGUGACAAAAAUAAUAUUGUCCAACCCAUUGGGUAUCUCACCGCACCUCCAUAUGCCAUCUCUUGAAAUAUGCACUGGAUUAAUUUACAUUGUAAAACUUCUCACAGCCAGCUUUCUAACUCUGCCCAUAACUUUUGGACUUUAUAGCACUCCCAGAAGUCAUGAAUUAUUGAGUCAUUGUUAGUUUUACACUUAAGACAUGACUCUGCAGUAGUGCUGUAGAAUUUGUUUAUAUUUGUCUCUUGUAUAAUACAUUCUAUACAUUAGUUUAUACUGGAUUAAGCUACAUUUUUGUUAACUGUAAUUUGUUCGUUAUGUUCCAACACUCCCUCCAUCUUGUGCCUAUAUCAGUUAUUUUUAAGUCUUAGUUCCAAUAGUUGAUAUUUCUUUCCAAGAGAUUGUCAGUUGGAUAGGCUCUCUGCAAGGUUUCGUAUAUCUUACCUAUCAUAUGAGUAUUUGUUUCUGACUCAGAUAGGAUUCCCUCAAAAUUGCUCUGAUGUCCAAAAGCUUUCAGGUUUUAAGUUGCAUAUAUUUGCAAUGUCUACAUUGGUCAGUCCAAAAUUGCUUUUUAAUUCUGUCAUGGAAAUAAUUGUAUUUCCUAUUACCACGUCAUUUACGGUUUCUAUGCUUUCUAGUUUUCCAUGUGGGCCAAUUUAUAGGUGAAUUCUGAAAAGCUAUCAAAAGAUUGUUCCGUAGGGGGUGUGUUUUUAGGGAGUGAUAUUGGUUCUUGUAGAAUCCGUUUCAUUUUCUUCCAUGUUGUUAUAGUGUUUUUAAAACCUCCUAGAUGUAUAGUCCCCUAUUUUGUGGACCUGUGUGAUUCUGGUACCGGUUCCAACCCAUAUUUUCGCUUUAAAUCGAUAUGUGGACACCUUAGAUCAAAUUGGCUUGUAUUGAGCGGUAGCUCUGGUUCUCUCGGACACAGGAGUAUAAGGGACCUCUUCACUAGCUGACAACCACUACUAAGACAAGACCUGUGCCAAGAUCAGUUACUUACCCCACCGGUCCUUCCCAUAACCUCUAUGUACAAAUAAAAGAGCAGGUCUGGAAUCAGUGUGGCAGGAUAGGGUGAUUACACAGAAGGAUCUCCGCGCUUUUACUUGAUGUUUUUUUCUGGGGGACGGGAGAAAUAAUGAGGAGGCAACUUGAUUGAACGCUUUUAUUAGAAUGUUUACAUUGCAAACAGUGAAACAAUUAAUAAAUCAUGCCGCGAGAGAUACUGGAUCCGGGCAAAUAGGUGCCGGAACGAACUAAGUCAAAUAUGAGAGGUGCCGGAUCCUGUUCCUGCAGGAUUACUCAAAUUAAGCACUGCCCACAGCUGAGUAUGUGUGCAUAUGCAUAUGGAAGGUGUUCUGCAGUGACGUCUAUGUUGCUACACAUGUUGCUGUACAUUGAUGUCUUGAAAAUUAGGCUUAUAAGAAAUUCUGACUUGUGUAAGCCACACAGCUAUACUCGAGUAUGUGUAGGCUAUAGCCUACGUUUGGCGGGUGUUCUGCAGUGACGUUUAAAUUGCUUUGAAUUAAUCAGCACCUGGAGAGCGCUGUCCAUUUCACCACCAUAGAUAGUAGGCUACUUGGCUGUUUACUCUGGUUGCUACGUUGUGUUUGUCAAUUUUUUCUCACGAGCCCCCUGGAUAACCCCAGACGUUUUGAUCAAGAGAGACCUUUAGAAAAUACGCACAUUUUCUCUAACACUAAAUAUACAAAGAUGUAUUUCACAGUUAUAAGGAAGGUGAAAUCUUACAGUUAGUCGUUUUAUAAUAUAUUUAGAAAAAAUAUAAGUAAUUUCAAGCCUUAUUCAUACAGUUUUGUUGAAUAGGAAAUACAUAAUAUAAAAUAUAACAUAUUUGUAUCAUAUUUGUACUGUGUACUUGAGCUUGUGUCCUCAAAAGUGACUACACCACAGCAAUUUACAACUCUUUUUUUACCAGAAAGGUGAGAUUUGAAACUUUCUUGGAGGAUACAGUAUUAUUAGUUAUUGUUUAUGGCCCUCAUGAUAAAUAAUUACUUUUGUGGAUUACGUAGAUUACAUUUUCGAAUACAUUUAUUUACAUUUGAACUAUGAAGUUGUUCAUGUUCUUAGCUCCAUCCUUUGAAAACAGACACAUGAAAAGAUUCUGGGGAUGAGCAUGGGCAUCUUCAAUAUGUACCCAUUGUUCCUCUUUAGUGCAUUUAACAAUAUGUCGCAAGUAAAAGCCUUGGGUGGCGAGUUGAAACAAUUCCAAAUCUGGAAGGUUAAAACCACGCUCAGAUUUAGGGACAUUAUUUCAGUUUUUUCCACAUUGAUUUUAUAUCAGACCCCUUGACUUUUUCCAGAUUUUGUUAUUCUAAAAUGGAUUAAAUAAAGAAAAUCCUCAUCAAUCUACACACAAUACCCCAUAAUGACAUAAGCGAAAACCUGUAUUUAGAAACUGUUGCACAUUCAUUAAAAAUAGAAAACAGAAAUAGCUUAUUUACAUAAGUAUUCAGACCCUUUGCUAUGAGACUCGAAAUUGAGCUCAGGUGCAUCCUUGAGAUGUUUCUACAACUUCAUUGGCGUACACCUGUGGGAAAUUCAAUGGAUUUGAAAUUAUUUGAAAAGGCACACACCUGUCUAUAUAAUGUCCCACAGUUGAGAGUGCAUGUCAGAGCAUAAACCAAGCCAUGAGGUCGAAGGAAUUGUCCGUAGAGCUCCGAGACAGGAUUGUGUCAAGGCACAGAUACCAAAACAUUUCUGCAGCAGUGAAGGUCCCCAAGAACACAGUGGCCUCCAUCAUUCUUAAAUGGAAGAAGUUUGGAACCACCAAGACUCUUCCUAGAGCUGGCCGCCCAGCCAAACUGAGCAAUCGGGGGAGAAGGGUCUUGGUCAGGGAGGUGACCAAGAACCCGAUGGUCACUCUGAGAGAUCUCCAGAGUUCCUCUGUGGAGAUGGGAGAACCUUCCAGAAGGAUAGCCAUCUCUGCAGCACUCCACCAAUCAGGCCUUUAUGGUAGAGUGGCCAGACAGAAGCCACUCCUCUGUAAAAGGCACGACAGCUUGCUUGGAGUUUGCCAAAAGGCACCUAAAGGACUCUCAGACCAUGAGAAACAAGAUCUUCUGGUCUGAUGUAAGCAAGAUUGAACUCUUUGGCCUGAAUGCCAAGCGUCACGUCUGGAGGAAACCUGGCACCAUCCCUACGGUGAAGCAUGGUGGUGGCAGCAUCAUGCUGAGGGGAUGUUUUUCAGAGGCAGGGGACUGAGACACUAGUCAGGAUCGAGGGAAAGAUGAGCGGAGCAAAGUACAGAGAGAGCCUUGAUGAAAACCUGCUCCAGAGCACUCAGGACCUCAGACUGGGGUGAAGGUUCACCUUCCAACAGGACAACGACCCUAAGCACACAGCCAAGACAAUGCAGGAGUGGCUUCGGGAUAAGUCUCUGAAUGUCCUUGAGUGGCCCAGCCAGAGCCCGGACUUGAACACGAUCAAACAUCUCUGGAGAGACCUGAAAAUAGCUGUGUAGCGACGUGCCCAUCCACCCUGACAGAGCUUGAGAGGAUCUGCAGAGAAGAAUGGGAGAAACUCCCCAAAUACAGGUGUGCCAAGCUUGUAGCGUCAUAACCAAGAAGAUUUGAGGCUGUAAUCACUGCCAAAGGUGCUUCAACAAAGUACUAAGUAAAUGGUCUGAAUACUUAUGUAAAUAUGAUAUUUCAGUUUUUUUUUUAAUACAUUUGCAAACAUUUCUGCAAACCUGUUUUUGCUUUGUCAUAUUGGGUAUUGUGUGUAGAUUGAUGAGGGGAAAAAACAAUUUAAUCCAUUUUAGAAUAAGUGUGAUGAGUGUGAUGGAAAGGAGACAGGCGCAGGAGGGUAAUCACCGAAUACAGAGUUUAUUCCUUCGUAGACACAAAAAUGCGCUCAAAUAGCGAUCAACGAAACAGGCACAGGGGAAACUAUCAUCCCUGGCAAAUACACUGUAACGGAUAUACAAUAAUACAUAUGCACAGGGGAAAAUCUACCCUGGCAACAAUAUGUACGAGUAGCUCCACCGAGCUACACUACUCUCACAAAUAACAAUCACCCACAAGGACAAGGGGGCAGAGGGAACACUUAUACACAGACUAAUUAGGGGAUAGGGACCAGGUGUGUGUGAUUGACAAGACAAGACAAUUGUGAUGAUGAUUGGGGCGGCAGUGGUUAGUAAGCCGGUGACGACAAACGCCGAAGCCUGCCCGAACAAGGAGGGGAGGCAGCCUCGGCCGAAGUCGUGACAGUACACCCCCCUUGACGCGCAGCUCCAGCAGUGCGCUGACCCCGGCCUCGUGGACGGCCAUGAGGACGCAGAGCAGGGCGAGCCGGAUGGCGAUGGUGGAAAUCCCGCAACAGGGAGGGAUCGAGGAUAUCCCUCACCGGGACCCAGCACCGUUCCUCCGGACCGUACCCUUCCCACUCCACAAGGUACUGAAGGUACCUUCUGACGAUGCACAACGCGCAGGGGGUGAACGUGGACAGCGUCCCACGUCUCCUCCGCGCACCGAAACCAGUCAUCCACCGCAGGAGCCUCGGUCUGGCUCUGGUUCCACGGUGCCAGAACCGGUUGGUAACCUAAAACAUAUUGGAAUGGUGUUAGGUUAGUAGAGGAGUUCCGGAGAGAGUUCUGGGCAUAUUCUGCCUAUGGCAAGAACACCGACCACUCCCCUUGCCGGUCCUGGCAGUAGGACCGCAGGAACCUACCCACAUCCUGAUUUACCCGUUCCACCUGCCCAUUUGACUCUGGGUGGAACCCAGAGGUCAGGCUGACCAAGACCCCCAGACGUUCCAUGAACGCCUUCCAAACCUUGGACGUGAACUGGGGACCUCGGUCGGACACUAUAUCCUCUGGCACCCCGUAGUGCCGGAAGACGUGAGUAAACAGGGCCUCCGCAGUCUGCAGGGCCGUGGGGAGACUGGGCAGAGGAAGGAGGCGGCAGGACUUGGAGAAGCGGUCCACAACGACCAGGAUGGUGGUGUUACCUUGGGAGAGGGGAAGAUCAGUCAAAAAAUCUAUACUAAGGUGAGACCAUGGUCGUUGUGGAACUGGUAAAGGUUGUAGCUUACCCGCUGGGAGGUGCCUAGGUGCCUUACUCUGGGCGCACACCGAGCAGGAGGAGACGUACACCAUCAUGUCCUUAGCCAAGGUAGGCCACCAGUACUUUCCGAUCAAGCAGCGCACUGUACGACCGAUACCUGGGUGACCAGAGGAGGGUGAUGUGUAUGCCCAGAAGAUCAGACGAUCACGGAUAAGAGCAGGCACGUACCGCAGCCCAGCUGGACACUGCGGUGGAGAUGGAUCGGUGCGUAAUGCCUGCUCUAUAUCCGCGUCCAUCGCCCAUCCUAUCGGCGCCACAAUGCAGGAGGCCGGGAGUAUUGGGGUGUUGUCUCUGGGCCUCUCCUCUGUGUCAUACAGCCGGGACAGUGCGUCUGCCUUCACGUUCUUCGUACCCGGAAUGUAUGAUAGUGUAAAAUCAAACUGGGUGAAGAAUAGAGCCCACCUGGCCUGGCGAGGAUUCAGCCUCCUCGCUGCCCGGAUGUACUCCAGGUUACGGUGGUCCGUCCAGACGAGGAAAGGGUGUUUCGCCCCUUUGAGCCAAUGCCUCCACACGGUCAAAGCUCGGACAACAGCCAACAGCUCCCGAUCACCAACGUCGUAGUUCUGCUGAGCUUCUUAGAGAAGAAGGCACAGGGGCGGAGCUUGGGUGGCGUGCCCGAGCGUUGGGACAGGACAGCGCCUAUCCCUACCUCGGACGCAUCCACCUCCACUACGAAUGGUAGUGAUGGAUCGGGGUGGGCCAGUACCGGAGCUGAGGUGAACAGACCCCGCAGUCUCCUGAAGGCCAGGUCAGCCUCAGCAGACCAGCGGAGCCGGGACGGCCCACCCUUCAACAGGGAUGUAAUGGGAGCUGCAACCUUGCCAAAGCCCCGGAUAAACCUCCGAUAGUAGUUGGCAAAGUCAAGGAAGCACUGCACCUCCUUAACCGUGGGGGAGUCUGCCAAUUACUCACAUGGCUGAAAUGCGAUCUCCCUCCAUCUCCACACCUGAGAUGAUAAUGCGGUAUCCGAGGAGACUGCUGGAAAAACAUACACUUCUCUGCCUUGGCAUAAAGGUCAUUUUCCAACAGUCAGGCCAGCACUUUGCGAACCAGGGACACAUGCUCGGUGCGAGUAGCGGAAUACACCAGGAUGUCAUCGAUGUAGACCACCACACCGCGACCAAGCAUGUCCCGAAACACCUCGUUCACAAAGGACUGGAAGACGGAUGGAACAUUCAUCAAACCGUAGGGCAUCACCAGGGAUUCAUAAUGCCCUGUGGUUGUGCUGAAUGCUGUCUUCCACUCAUCCCCCUCCCGAACAUGCACCAGGUUGUAUGCACUCCUGAGAUCUAGCUUAGUGAAGAAGCGCGCCCCAUGCAUUGACUCAAUCACUGAAGGAAUGAGGGGGAGAGGAUAACUAAAUCUUAUCGUCUCCUUGUUCAGUGAUCGAUAAUCAAUGCACGGGCGCAGACCGCCGUCUUUCUUCUUCACAAAGAAGAAACUCGAGGAGGCAGGUGAAGUGGAGGGACGUAUAUACCCCUGGCCCAGGGACUCGGAGACGUAUGUUUCCAUAGCCUCCAUUUCAGCCUGCGACAGGGGGUACACAUGACUCCUGGGAGGUACAGCGUCUACCCGAAGGUUUAUCGCGCAAUCCCCCGCCCGAUGAGUUGGUAAUUUAGUCGCACGCGUCUUUGAAAACGCGUGCGCCAAAUCGAGGUAUUCGGGGGGAAUACACACGGUGGAGGUACCGUCUGGACUUUCCACCAUGGUUGCACCAACGGAAACAUCUAGACACCUACCCUGACAUUCUCGCGACCACACCGUGAGAGCCCUCUGCGGCCAUGAGAAGGUGGGGUUGUGGAGUGCUAACCGAGGGAUACCUAAUACCACAGGGAAAGCAGGAGACUCAAUAAUCGAAAAAAUAACCUUCUCAUAAUGUGUCUCCUGGGUGAUCAUGGUGACUGGUAUAGUGACUUCCGUAACAAACCCGGACCCUAAUGGUCGACUAUCAAGUGCUCUGAUGGGGAGUGGAAUGGAUAGGGGAACCAAUGAAAUGCCUUGACGGCGUGCGAAUGCCCUGUCCAUAAAGUUCCCAGCUGCGCCUGAAUCGACUAGCGCCUUACACUGGGGAACUACCAUGUGGUCGGGAAAGUGGAUAGGUAGGGUACAGUGCGCAGCAGAGGGCCCUGAACAAGUGUGGGUGUUCGAUACCUGGGGUGAUGCGUGAGUGCCCUGCCUGCCGCCUCCAGGCCCAAAAGAACGUUGACUACGACGUAUGGUGUACUGUCCCUUCGUGCCACCAGACUGUCAGUGUCCUCCUCCGCUCUCUUGGCCGGCGGCUCCACCCAGCUCCAUCGGCUCGGGAUCCGAGUCGUCCGGGGUGGAAACGGGCAGACCCCUACCAGGACGUCCUCUGGCUGCCAGCAGGUUGUCCAAACGAAUGGCCAUGUCCACCAGUUUAUUGAAGGACAACAUGGUGUCCCGGCAGGCUAGCUCCCGUCGGACGUCCUCCCGCAGAUGCCACCGGAAAUGGUCGAUCAGGGCCCACUCGUUCCACCCGGACAGUGUCCGAAACUCCAACGCGAAGUCCUGCGUGGUCCUCGUCCCCUGUCUCAGGUGGACCAGCCGCUCACCCGCCUCUCGACCCUCGGGCGGGUGAUUGAAGACCGCCCGAAAGAGGCGAGCGAACUCCCCGUAGUCCUCCAACGUGGCUCCUCCUUCGUUCCACACCGCGUUGGCCCACUCCAGGGCUUUCCCACAGAGGCAGGAAACGAGGAUGGACACCUUCUCCCGCUCCGAUGGCGCCGACCUGAUGCUGGAGAAGUACAGCUCCAUUUGGAGGAGGAAUCCCUGGCACAGCGCCGCCGUCCCAUCAAACGCCCGUGGUCGGGAUAUCUGGAUCCCUCCAGGUGCUGGGGUGUAGGUGGCUGGAUCUGGUUGGCCAGCUGGUCUCGACAGAUCGGGUCCUCCUCUCCAGGCAUUGGACGACCUGAAGAACCCGAUCCAUCGCUUCCCCCAAGCUGGCCAGCAUCGUGGAAUGCUCCUGGACCCGUGCCACGACUCCAGGCAUGCGCUCUUCUCCCGCUGACUCCAUAGCGGGUGGGUGAUUCUGUGAUGAGUGUGAUGGAAAGGAGUCAGGCGCAGGAGGGUAAUCACCGAAUACAGAGUUUAUUCCUUUGUAGGCACACAAAUGCGCUCAAAUAGCGAUCAACGAAACAGGCACAGGGGAAACUAUCAUCCCUGGCAAAUACACUGUAACGGAUAUCCAAUAAUACAUAUGCACAGGGGAAAAUCUACCCUGGCAACAAUAUGUACGAGUAGCUCCACCGAGCUACACUACUCUCACAAAUAACAAUCACCCACAAGGACAAGGGGUCAGAGGGAACACUUAUACACUGACUAAUUAGGGGAUAGGAACCUGGAGAUAGGAACUAGUUUAGUUUAUGUGUACCAAUUCUGAUACCUGUUACGAUUGGGUCCUGUCUAAUUGUUUCUGCAAGCAGUUCAAUUGCCAGCGCAAACAGGAGGGAGGGGGGAGAAAGGACAUCCCUGUCUCGUGCCCCUUUCUAAAGCAAUUUCAUCAGAUACUGUAUUAUUUGUGUAUAUUUUUGCUUUAGGAUAUUUAUAUAAUAUUUUUAUGAAAUGUAUUAUUUCAGCUGGAAGGUUGAAUGCGUCAAACGUUUUGAAUAGAAAUGGCCACUUAAGACGGUCGAACGAAAAUAGGAUUUGUGAGGUACACAUAUGAAGAGGAAUAAGUAAAAGAAGGCAGGUAAACGAGAGAAGGUAGAGAAUUGAUUGACUGACAAAGAGAGAAUAGAGAGAGAAAUAGAGAAAUAGAAGAAAGAAAGUGUAUACACUGAAGCUGAUCAUUAGCUCUUCCACAGUGUCUCUCCUCCGUAGAUUCCUUGUUCUCUCCAUAGUUGAUCGUUCUGGGGUACAGUCAAUGAUGUAUAUAUACAUUGUAUUGCUGGUGCUAUGUAUUUGGCUUUGAAGCCGGCGGUAUUUUGUUGUUGUAGUGGGGACAGUAACAUUAUAACUUUUUUAAAUUAUACUUAUAUUUGUAUGUUUAUCUUACAUAAUACCAUUUAAAAGUAUGCAUUAAGGUGUCUGUAAUAUAAUAAACAUUGCAAAAACAAAUGUAUACAUGAAUAAAUGCAUUUCUAUAGCUGUGUGUGUGUGUGUCUCCAUAGACUCUCUAGAACCCACCUACCAUCAGCUGCAGAGGAUGAAGCUGGAAAAGAGUCCGUUCGUGGUGGUGUGUGUGAUUGGUCAGGAGCUGCUAACUGCUGGUUACCACGGCGCCUCUGUGGUGGUCCUGGAGGCGGGGCUAAAGAUUGGCACAUGCUCUCUGAAGGCAAGGCAGUUUGUGUGUUUCUGUAUGUGUGUGUGUUUCUAUGUGUGUGUGAUGAUCAUCACGUUUCUUCUUUCUUCUCUGUUUUUUCUGAAGCUCCGAGGUUCAGUGUUCUCUGCUCUUAGCUCAGCCAACUGGUCGCUAGGCAACGCAGAGAAGAGCACAGGAUACAUGCAGCGAGACCUGGAGGUCGCCAAGACGCUAGGUACACACACACCCACCCACACAUUGUUGGGAAAGAGCUCGCAAGCAUUUCACUGUACAGUUUUACACCUGUGCAUGUGACAAUACAACUUGAAACACACAUACACACACUCACAAUUGCUUUGACUCACACAAUUGCAUGCAUACACACAGAUACAUACACUAGGUACAGUGCCUUGCAAAAGUAUUCAUCCCCCUUGGCGUUUUUCCUAUUUUGUUGCAUUACAACCUGUAAUUUAAAAUGAUUUUUAUUUGGAUUUCAUGUAAUGGACAUACACAAAAUAGUCCAAAUUGGUGAAGUGAAAUGAAAAAAAUAAGAGGGGGCGCCCACCAAAAUGCACGGACCAGGCAAGGAGGGCAUUAAUCAGAGAGGCAACAAAGAGACCAAAGAUAACCCUGAAGGAGCUGCAAAGCUCCACAGCGGAGAUUGGAAUAUCUGUCCAUAGGACCAAUUUAAGCCGUACACUCCACAGAGCUGGCCUUUUACGGAAGAGUGGCCAGAAAAAAGCCAUUGCUUAAAGAAAGAAAUAAGCAAACAUGUUUGGUGUUCACCAAAGGGCAUGUGGGAGACUCUCAAACAUAUGGAAGAAGGUACUCUGGUCAGAUGAGACUAAAAUUGAGCUUUUUGGCCAUCAAGGAAAACGCUAUGUCUGGCACAAACCCAACACCUCUCAUCACCCCGAGAACACCAUCCCCACAGUGAAGGAUGGUGUUGGCAGUAUCAUGCGGUGGGUAUAUUUUUCAUCGGCAGGGACUGGGAAACUGGUCAGAAUUGAAGUAAUGAUGGAUGGUGCUAAAUACAGGGAAAUUAUUGAGGGAAACCUGUUUCAGUCUUCCAGAGAUUUGAGACUGGGACGGAGGUUCACCUUCCAGCAAGAAAAUGAUCCUAAGCAUACUGCUAAAGCAACACUUGAGUGGUUUAAGGGGAAACAUUUAAAUGUCUUGGAAUGGCCUAGUCAAAGCCCAGACCUCAAUCCAAUUGUGAAUCUGUGGUAUGACUUAAAGAUUACUGUACACCAGCGGAACCCAUCCAACUUGAAGGAGCUGGAGAAGUUUUGCCCUGAAGAAUGGCCAAAAAUCCCAGUGGCUAGAUGUGUCAAGCUUAUAGAGACAUACCCUAAGAGACUUGCAGCUGUAAUUGCUGCAAAAGGUGGCUCUACAAAGUAUUGACUUUGGGGGGGUGAAUAGUUAUGCACGCUCAAGUUUUCAGUUUUUUUGUCUUAUUCAUUGUUUGUUUCACAAGAGAAAAUAUUUUGCAUCUUCAAAGUGGUAGGCAUGUUGUGUAAAUCAAAUGACCCCAAAAAUCCAUUUUAAUUCCAGUUGUAAGGCAACAAAAUAGGAAAAAUGCCAAGGGGGGUGAAUACAUUCGCUAGCCACUGUAUGGGUGGAGAGAGAGAUGUCGCUGUACGUGUGACUUAAUACUGUGAUAACCCACUGAGUGGAAGACAAGGCAUUUGCUAUGUGAGCUAACACAAGUCAUCAGGUCACUCAUCACUCACAAUUCUAGAUGAAGUUGUGUGGAAAAAGGAAAUGGGGGGGCGAAAUAUACUUCUCCCAUUGGCAAAGAAACUCAAAAGGGGUGAUGAUAUUAAUGAAUAGUAAUUUUGAUCCGAAUGUGCAAAUUGUCCAAACAGAUCCACAAGAUAGAUGGAUGAUUUUAAAUAUGUUAUUGGACCAUAAACAGAUAUGGCUCAUUAAACUUUACGGACCAAAUAAUGAUGAUCCACGCUUCUUUUAAAAUAUAUAUAGUAAAUUAUCAACCUGCAAGCAAUACAAGACUCUAUUAUUAUGGUGGGAGAUUAUAAUACUGUUUUAAAUAGCUCAAUGGACCGUAAAGGAAAUCACACUACAAACUAUCACCCUCAUGCUCUUAAGGAAAUCAUGAAUGUCAUGGAUACAUUAGAACUAGUGGAUAUAUGGAAGCUUAAAUAUCCUGACCUAGUGAGAUAUACAUGGCAGAGACUCAAUCAAGCUAGUCGUCUUGACUUCUUUCUUAUGUCAUUCUCGUUGGCACCAAAAGUUUAAAAAGUGUUGAUAGGGGACAGAAUGCAGUCAGACCAUUGUAUAAUUGGCAACUCUUACUGAAUUUGCACGUGGGCGAAGAUAUUGGACAUUUAAUCAACGCCUAUUGGAUGAUAACUUGUUUUUAACUAGGACAGAGGAAUUUAUAACUGAAUUUGUCUGACAUAACAUAGGAACAGCAAAUCCCCAUAUUGUAUGGGACACUUUUAAAUGUGCCUUUAAAGGCCAUGCAAUUCAGUACACAUCUCGAAAACAAAAGCAAUUUAGGUCAAAAGAGUCCAUACUAACAAAGGAAAUAGAAGGUCUAACAGAACAGCAAUAAAAACGGUAACAGAGGCUCAGAAUAAGUUAGAGGAAAAACUAAAAGAAAUGGAGGAACUUAUUCAAGAAAGAUCAAGUGUAAUAUAUUAUAAAAAUAAAGCAAACUGGAUGGAAUAUGGGAAAAAAUGCACCAAAUAUUUUUUUUAUCUUCAACAUAGAAAUGCUACCAAAAAGAAUUUACUGAAAUUGGUUACAAAUGACGAAGUCACCCAUGAUUCACCAAAUUAUAUUUUGAAGGAGGAAGGAAAGUACUUUAAGCAUAUGUUUUCGUUUCAGUCGCCUCCAUCUCCUCCAACUGAAGCUAAUUGUAUGGAUUUUUUUCUAUUGAUAAUGUAAGAUUAACAGCCAUACAGAAAGACACAUGUGAAGGUGAAAUUACAGAGGAGUAACUUCUGGAUGCAAUUAAAGCCUUUAUAUCUGGGAAAACUCCAGGGUUGGAUGGCAUACCAGUUGAGGUAUACCAAACCUUUUUUGAUAUACUCAGAGGACCGUUAUUAGCAUGUUUUAACCACAGAAGGUCUGAUUUCAUUAUUACUGAAACAGGAUACAAGUGGGAAAUAUAAAGAUCCAGUCCAUUGAAACAAUUGGAGGCCCCUUACACUUCAGUGUUGUGAUGCAAACAUUUUAGCAAAAUGUAUAGCGCAUAGAAUUAAAAAGGUCUUGUCGGACAUUAUUCAUUCUAAUCAGACUGGUUUUUUACAUGGACAAUACAUUGGAGAUAUUAUAAGGCAAGUAAUGGAAACAAUAGAACGAGAACAAUAGAAUGGUUAAAAAUCAUGUGUAGUAACCCUAUGUGUAAAAUAGUAAAUAAUGGCUGUUUCUCAGAAAGUUUUAAACUGUCAAGCGGAGUAAAACAAGGUUGUCCACUAUUGGCAUAUCUAUUUAUUAUGGCCAUCGAAAUGUUAGCUAUUAAAAUCAGAUCCAACAAUAAUAUCAAGGGAUUAGAAAUCCAGGGCUUAAAAACAAAGGUGUCAUUGUACACUGAUGAUUCAUGUUUUCUUUUAAAUCCACAACUUGAAUCCCUCCACAGCCUCAUAGAGGAUCUAGAUACAUUUUCUAACCUCUCUGGAUUACAACCAAAUUAUGAUAAAUGUACUAUAUUACGUAUUGGAUCACUAACAAAUACAAUUUUUACAUUUACGUGUAGUUUACCAAUAAAAUGGUCUGAUGGUGAUGUGGAUAUACUCGGUAUACAUAUCCCAAAAGAAAUAAAUGAUCUCACUCCAAUAAAUUUGAAUAGAAAGUUAGCAAAAAUAGAUAAGAUCUUGCUACCAUGGAAAGGUAAAUACCUGUCUAUUUGUGGAAAAAUCACCCUGAUUAACUCUUUAGUAUUAUCCCAGUUUACCUAUUUGCUUAUGGUCUUGCUAGGUUUUUUAAAUUAUAUGAGAAAAAAAUAUUCCAUUUUAUUUGGAACGGCAAGCAAGAUAAAUUUAAACGGGCCUAUUUAUAUAAUGAAUAUGAAUUCGGAGGACAGAAAUUAUUAAAUAUUAAAGCAUUAGACCUAUCACUAAAAGCUUCAGUCAUUCAAAUGUUAUACUUAAAUCCAAACUGGUUCUCUAGCAAAUUAGUAAGAUUGUCUCACCCCAUGUUCAAGAAUGGCAUUUUUCCCUUUAUUCAGAUUACAACCUCUCACUUUCAGUUAUUUGAAAAUCUCCCAAAUAUCACUAUUUCUAAAACAAGCCAUAGAAAGUUGGUUGUAAUUUCAAUUUAAUCCUCCAGAAACAACAGAACAAAUAAUGCAACAAAUAUUGUGGUUAAACUCAAAUAUACUAAUUGAUAAAAAACCAUUAUUUAAAAAAUAAUAAUAAUAAUACAAUCUUCGUAAAUGUUGUCAUAGGUAGGACUGGUGGAGUUAAGUCGCACAUGCAGCUAACAAAAACAUAUGGAAAUGUCUGCUCUACCCAAAAUUACAACCAAAUAAUUGCAGCAUUACCGCAAAAGUGGAAGGAGGAAAAAGUAAGGAACUUGUCUGUCGGCCCUGCAUUAAAGACCAUUAUUGGUUAAAGAAAAUUGUGAUAAAUAAAAAAGUAUACCAGUUUCAUUUAAGGACCAAAGGAUUGACAGCCAUCCCAUAUAGAUUGCAAAAUAGUUGGGAAAAUAUUUCUGACAUACCGAUUCCAUGGCAAAUUGUUUAUGAACUGAUAUGUAAAACGACGCCGGAUUCAAAAUGUAGAAUUUUUCAAUUUAAAUUAUUAUACAAAAUUCUGGCUACCAAUAUAAUGUUAUUUAAAUUGGGGAUUCAAUCUUCCCAGCUCGGCAGAUUUUGCUGCGAAGAGACAGAAUCAUUAGAUCAUUUGUUUUGGUACUGUCCAUUUGUAGCUUGUUUUUGGUCAUAGGUCCAGGAAUGGCUGAAGGAUUGCAAUAUUUACCUGGAGCUAACCCUGCAGAUAGCACUACUGGGUGAUCUGAAAAGUCAUAGUCAAUCGAUCAAUAAUAUAAUAAUACUUUUAACAAAAAUGUUUAUUUUCAAUUUACAAUCUGUAGAAACAAUGAGAAUAGAAGGGUUCAGAACUUUUGUUAAACAGCACAGUACAGUUGAAAAAAUAUGGCAAAUAGAAAUCCUAUAUGGAUGGUGUUAAGAGAUAGAUGGGAGGGGUUGAAUGAAGCUAAAGUUUGGGACUAAUAACAACAAGAUAACUAAUGUAAAAAUACUUUGUCCAUAAUAAGUAUAAAGGUUAUAUUAAGUAUAAGUUAAGAACUUUUGUGAAAGAGCACAGUUUGAAAGAUAUGGCAUAUAGAAGCAAACCGGAUGGACAUCAUGAAAAUGAUCGAGGGUAGAGGAAGUUCAGAAGUAAAAACAAACAAAAUAGAACUAUUGUAAAUUUGACUGUGUCCAUAAAAUGUAUAUAGUAUGUAUAAGCUGGAAGUAGAGGCCUAAGCGUUGUUGUUCUCUAGUUUACUCCAAUUAGGGGAGGGGUGGUGGGGUUGGAAAGUAAGAAAGGAAAAUAUAUUUUAAAAAAGGAUAUGUAUGUAUAUAUAUAUAUGCAAUAAAAUGCAAAUUAAUUACUUAAAAAUCAUACAAUGUGAUUUUCUGAUUUUUUUGGAUUCCGUCUCUCACAGUUGAAGUGUACCUAUGAUAAAAAAUUACAGACCUCUACAUGCUUUGUAAGUAGGAAAACCUGCAAAAUCGGCAGUGUAUCAAAUACUUGUUCUCCCACUGUAUAUAUAUAUUUGCGAGAAAAAAUAUAUAUGGGGGAUUGGAAGUGUUGCAGACAAUUACAUUGAUAAAGUUACAAUCUAUCUGCAAUAUUAAAGCUGAUCUACCCCCGAAAAAAAAAAAAAAAAAAAAGGUCACUCAUCAUGUGAGUGUAGUUCACUGAACCACCUCCACUACAUCAUGUAUUAGCAGAAAUCUGCAGGCUUCAAACCCAAAUGAAUUGGAACAUUUAACACCAUCUAAGAAGCCUUAUGUCCACACCCACCUCAUUAUCAUGUCUUCCCAGGUGACCAAUCAGGCGAGUGCCGAGCUCACGGGAACCUAGGCUCUGCCUACUUCUCCAAGGGCAACUACAGGGAGGCUUUGACCAAUCACAGACAUCAGCUGGUCCUCGCCAUGAAACUCAAGGACAGAGAGGUGUGUGUGUGAUCGCUCCAUUGUGUACUUCUCCUUCUCUUUCCCCUUCUUCUAUUCAGGAGCCAUGCUGAGAUGCUCUCAGUCAGAGCAAUGUGACAAUAUAACAAUAUAAAAAAAAUGCUCUUGAGCUGCACCACUCACUGUUCAUGACUGAAAUACAAUGAGGAGGAAUGAGAAGAAAGUCUCUGUAUUAUGGUGAAGAUAUCAUUUCCAUUAGAAUUGAACUUGACUGGACACAUUGCAGACCUGACUGUGUGAAUAUCAGUACAGCUGUAUUGCUGUAUGGUUAUGCUGUGUGUUCACAUGUCAUUGUAUAUGUUAUUCAAUAUUUAUUGUUUGUUUAAUAUUGUACGAAACAUGCCUUUCAGUGUAACCUUGUUUAUGCACGUUCUGAAUAUGCUAUACAAUGUGUUUGUGUGUGUGUUUUGGUGUGUAGAGGACAGUUGUGUCCGAGCUCAGUCAUUUAAAGGCAUCCUAGAUGUCAAAUCGAUAAGACACCUGUCACCAAGACGAAUGGGUGCGUGAACAGGUCCAUUCUAAUGAAAGCAGCGUGUGUGUGUGUGUGUGUGUGUGUUUAGAGCUGAGGACAGAGGUGUGAGUGUGACAUGAUUAUUGAGUCUCCUCUCCAGUCGACACCAGAGGUCCACAGCCUGAGGUUGUUCAAACACACACAUCAUUAUUAACAUCAAUGUUACUCUACACCUCCUCAUCUUUCCCACUGUUUCCUUUUGUUUAGAUUGUGUGUGUGUCUUUCUAAGAUGCCUUCUGUGGCAGUGUUAAUGUGGUGCGAUGGUAGCCUCAGGGUUAGAGAGGCGGGCCAGUCACCAGAGGGUUACCGGUUUGAAUGCCAGGACUGAGGACAAAUCUAACAAGUCUGUGUGUUUGUCUCUAGGCUGCGUCCGGUGCGCUGAGCAGCCUUGGCCAUGUGUACACAGCGAUAGCGGACUACCCUAACGCCCUGGCCAGCCAUAAGCAGUGUGUGCUGUUGGCACGGCAGACACAAUGCCCGCUGUCAGAGGCUCGCCAGCUGGGCAACAUGGGAGCUGUUUACACAGCACUGGGAGACUUCACCAAUGCUAUGCAGUGUCACCAGCAACACCUGGACAUAGCUAAGGUAUUUAACUAAUGAAGAACCACACACGCAUACAUACAAACACACAUAUGCAUGCACCAGGGUUGGGGUCAAUUCUAUUUCAAUUCAGGAAGUGAACUGAAAUUCGAAUUAUUUUUUCUCAAUCUGUCUUUCAUUUCACUCACUUCUUUAUAUUUUCAUCUAUUGUAUUAAAGGCACUGAAUAAAAUCAACAUUUAUAUUAUCUGAUGUGAUCUGCAGACCCUAGGUAAUGGUCCUGAGGAGGCGCGGGCGUACAGUAACCUGGGCAGUGCCCACCACAGCCAGAGAGACUUUGACAAGGCUGUGUCCUACCACACCCUGGUGCUGCAGCUGGCUCAGGAGCUGAAGGACAGGACCAUACAGAUGAGGGCUUAUGCCGGCCUGGGACAUGCUGCUCGCUGCAUGCAGGUAGCAGACCACACACAUACUGUAUACACAAAGAUAUACACACCAGUGCUUGAUUUGGGCUGGAGCUGUCUGGAGCAUCGUAACAACACCUCCAGUUUUUGGGGAACUGUGUACUGGCUCCUCUAUAAAACAAAGUGGCUUAUCACUGGCCCGGAUUCACACAUAGCUUCUAAAAAAGGUUGAUGAAAGUGUAAUGAAGGCGGGACCUACAUUGAAUAGCAAUGAAGAGUGGGCAUUCAUAUCCUGAUUCUGCUUUGUUUAAGUUUAUUUGCCGCUAGUCUGUGAAUCCGGUGUAUGCGUGCCAGUACUGUUCGAGUUUGAGAAUGCGCAGAUUGAGAAUGGGCCAGUUUGUAUGCGCAGGAUGUGCUGUUCUAAAUGGUCAAAUUUGGGUUUUUACAGUCAUGAAAAUCCUGGAAAAGUCAUGGGAUUUUUAUAUUGUGUUUUCCUUUUUAAAAAUAUUAUCAAUCACUUAAAUAUUGACAUGCCAGCCAUGAUCCGAAUUUGGUCUACCCUUCAGCACAUCUCUCUGUGUGCUGUGCAUCAUCUGCGUGUGGGCCAGUGCGAGUGGACUAUUGCCCGAGGAGAGAGAGAGACAUUUCAGCAGCAGGUAGCCUAUAAAAUAAUGAUAGACGAACUGUAUAGCCAAUUCAAAACAUAGCUUGUAGAAUGGCUAGUUAUCUCGCUAGUUAACUAUUUAGCUAUAAGCAAUAAUGUCGUUGACUCAUUUGUUGCCUUUCCACUGGCACUGUUGAGAAAUACAUCUGAUACCGUUAUUGGAAAGCUGGGAUUCCCCUCUAUUAAAAAGUAGGCUAGCCAUGUAAUUCCGACAACGUUACAAAUAUUCUAAGAAUAGCCUAAUUGACAAAUAACUGACAUGCUGUGCAAAGAUCUCCCCUGAAACAGGAAUAUUUUAUCCUUAUAAAGUAGCCUAUCUUAUCCAUUUCAUCCCUGAUCCAUUGAAUGAGGGAAUAAUUGUAAAAAGACAAAAGUAUUUGGUUGUAAUGUUGCAAUAUUUUAUAUCAAGGGUGGCCAACCAUCCUCCAGGAGAGCUACUGGGUGUGCAGGCUUUUGUUCAAGCCCUGCUCUAACACACCACAUUGUAGCCUAAACAUCAGCUGCUCAACAGGACCUUGAUAAGCAAACUUGUUUCAGGGCUGGAUCAACACCCAGUAGCUCUCCAGACGGAGGGUUUUAUACAGUAGCCCAACAGUGCAGUUAUUGUACUUUGUGGGGGGUUAAGUGCCUUAAUCAGGGGCACAAAGGCAGGAGAUAGUAGGCCUACAUGAGAUCAGAGACCAGAAGCCUUCCAGUGUUAAUACCACAUUUAUGCUGUCUUUUUCAUGCUAGGAUACAUAGAGACACCACCAAUUAUUGGUCAUUGAAAUGUGGUUAAAAAAGACAGCUCCUGCACCUUAUUCAUCCGAAAUCAAGCACUGAUACACACACACACAUAUGUACAGAUGGUCACACACACAGCAUAACUCUCCAUAUGUUCUCCAGGACUUGGAGAGGGCAGGCCAGUACCACCAGCAGCAGCUGGACAUAGCAGAGGAGCUACAGGACAGAGCUGCACAGGGACGAGCUUCAUCCAAC
This is a messenger RNA of Coregonus sp. 'balchen', 20160 nucleotides long. The record is from the annotation of a GenBank genome assembly. Lineage: Eukaryota; Metazoa; Chordata; Actinopteri; Salmoniformes; Salmonidae.